GCAGAUUUACUUGGGUGAAGGACAGGAGAGAAUAAAAAAAGAUGUCUGGACUCACGAGGAGAGUUAAACAGACCACAGCCGUCCCCAAGCAGGAGUGGUCUUUUAUCAGUGUAACUGAAUCAGAAGAUGAAACCAUGGAGGAAGAUGAAUGGGAACCAGAAAAAAAAGCUCCUAAAGCAAAGAGACCACCAAAAGUCAAUAAAGAAAUAAAAAAAAAAGCUGAACCAAAGCCAAAGCGUGCAGCAGCCCCAAGACCACGGAAGACCGUGUCAAAAAAGGUCAGCGGUGUUUCAAGCCCCACGCACAGGGUGCCUGAGCUCAUUUCUGGAAACACUGAGAUGGUUGGUAAUUUGUCUGGACUCAACGAGACGGUUGGAGUGCAAGUUAAGGAAGAGAGAAAAUCAGUUGGGAUAGAGAACAAUUUCUGUGAAGGGUUGCUGGACAAGCCCAUCAAGCAGGAAAUUCUAUCACCGAAGCGGGCAACCGCACAAACCUCAGCACCAAAGAAGGCAACGCAAAAAAGACAAACGCCGAAAAAGCUGGCGCCUCAAAAACGUGCUACAGUGCAAGGUCAGGUAAAGGAGGAACGGAAAAGUAUGGGAAUUGAAGAGUUGCCCUCCACCAGCAGUGUGCACAUGGAAGCACAGCUCAAGAAAGAAGAACCACCAGAUGAUUUCACCUUUGGAGAACCACCAAUGAAGAAGCUGAAGACAUCCAUGGACUCUUUGGGAAAACCAGUCAAGCUAAGCAUUGCCGGCGAUGAACUUGAGAUGAAUUGGAACUUUGUGGAGGUUUUAUCUGAGAAGACCAAUGUCGACCCGUGGGUUUGCUGCAAUCUGAUUAAACUCUUUAAGGAGGAGAACACCAUCCCUUUCAUUGCUCGCUAUAGGAAGGAACUCAUUAAUAAUUUAGAUGCUGAUGCUCUGCGAGAGGUACACCAAGGAUUGGAAGAUUUACGAGCAGUUGCCAAAAAAGCUCACAACAUGGUCGAAAAACUAAAGAAAGAAGGGAAACUCAAUUCCAGUUUGCAAACCGCCAUUUUAAAUUCGAAAUCAACAGAUGAAGUUGAACAUGUGUGUGCGCCGUUCAAAACUGGAAGCAAAGGUACGAAGGCACAGAGAGCCAGACAGCUUGGCUUGGAAACAGCUGCUAAAGGUCUCAUCGAAACCCCAGGACAGCUCAACCUCUAUGCAUACAUCAAAGGGGACGUUGAAGGCCUUGCAACUAUACAAGAUAUAGAGACUGGUGUACAGCACAUCCUGGCCGACAUGAUGGCUAAAGACAAGGACACUCUGGAGCAUAUCCGGAAUUUGUGUAAACAAAAUUUUGUUACAAUUCAUUCCACAAUGGCAAAAGCUACUGGAAAGGAAAAGGACAAAAUGGUAAAGGAUGUGGAUAAAUUCCACUUGUACCACAAUUUCACCUGCAAUGUGAAUCGAAUUCAGCAUCACCAGAUUCUGGCGAUUAACCGAGGGGAAAAUUUGAAAAUUUUGACAGUAAAGGUCAACAUUCCUGACAGGGUGAAGGAUGCAUUCUGUAGGUGGUGUGUUAACGAAAGGUGGAGACCACAACAGUAUGCGAAAGCAGAAUUAAUGAAAAUACUCCAUAAUUCCGUUGAUGAUUCUUACAAACGUCUUAUUUAUCCUCUCCUCUGCAGAGAAUACAGGUCAAAAUUAACGUCAGAUGCAGAAAAGGAGUCCAUUAUGAUGUUUGGGAGAAACCUGCGUCAGUUGCUGCUUGCAAACCCCGUGCGAGGACGUACAAUAAUGGGCGUUGAUCCUGGAUAUAAACAUGGCUGCAAACUAGCAAUCAUUUCGCCUACUAAUCAGAUACUGCACACGGAUGUUGUGUAUUUGCACACAGGCAAUACCCGUGGUAUGCAUGAAGCUGAGAAGAUUAAAUGGCUUUUACAUAACUACAGCUGCCACACAGUUGCAAUUGGAAAUGGGACUGCAUGCCGGGAAACCGAACGAUAUUUUGCAGAUUUAAUUCAAAGGAAGUUUUUUGCACCUCUUGAUGUCGUCUACUGCAUAACGAGUGAAGCUGGUGCCUCCAUAUAUAGCGUGAGUCCUGAAGCAUCAAAGGAAAUGCCGGAUCUAGACCCAAAUCUACGAAGUGCAGUUUCCAUAGCAAGACGUGUACAGGAUCCAUUAGCUGAGCUUGUGAAAAUUGAACCCAAACACAUUGGAGUUGGUAUGUACCAGCAUGAUGUCUCGCAGGUCUUGUUAAAAGCCACCCUGGACAGCGUGGUGGAGGAGUGUGUCAGCUUUGUGGGAGUGGAUAUAAACAUCUGCUCGGAAACCUUGUUAAGACAUAUUUCUGGGUUAAACUCUGCUAGAGCUAAGAACGUCGUUGAAUGGAGGGAGAAAAAUGGAGCCUUCGUCAACAGAGAGCAACUCAAGAGUGUCAAAGGACUAGGUCCUAAAUCCUUCCAACAAUGUGCUGGCUUCAUUCGAAUUAACCAGGACUAUGUCAAGGGAUUGUGCAGAGACUCUGGUAAAUCAAGUCUGCCAGAUAGCAAUAGUACUAAUUCAAAACCCGGUAAGAAGACUGCUAAAUCUGCUUUGAACACUGGGUCCAAUCCUCUAGAUCAGACAUGUAUUCACCCGGAGUCGUACACCAUAGCAACGAGAUUUUUAUCCCUCGUAGGCGGAAAUGCAAAUGAUAUCGGGACACAGAAAAUACAAAACCAAGUUAACCAAUUAAUUCAACGAGAAGGAGUUGAAAAAGUGGCUGCAAAUCUUAAAACAACAGUCCCAACAUUGCAGCUAAUUAUUGAUGGUCUCUGCCAACCCGAAGGCUUUGAUAUCCGUACAGCAUUUGACAAACCUGACUUCAAAACAAAUAUUGUCUGCUUUGAUGACCUGCAUGUCGGAACAAUCUUAACUGGAAAAGUGGAAAAUGCAACAUUGUUUGGAGCGUUCGUUGACAUUGGCGUUGGCAAAGCAGGCCUAAUUCCGAUGCGAUACAUAACCGAGGCAAAACUCUCCAAAGAAAAGAGAAGACGGAGCCUCGGACUUGGACCGGGGGAACGAGUGGAAGUUAAAGUAAUAAACAUUGACAAUAAACAGUGCAAGAUUACUCUGGACCUUCUUAGAGUUUUAUAACCAGGUUGUGCGUUUGAAACAAACGCUACAAAGUACACGUAAAAAGUGCCUCCAUCAUUUAGUGACUUGAAGUUGACAAGCUAGUCCGGAAUAAACUCUGGCAGAAUAUCUUGUUAUUUUUGUUGCACCAGGUUGUUUUAUUUCUUGCCUCUGGAACUACAUUAUUCAAGCUUCGAUAAAAAAAAAUACCCUCUUGUUUUUUUUUUUUUUUGGAUUGCGUAUAUCAAAGCCAGAAAGGCUGAAAGAGCUUCAUAUACAGAUUUUUUUUUUUUUUUUUUUGAUAAGUACACAAAAGGUUCCUUGCUGUACAUUUUAUAUCUAGUUCUCCAUACAACCAAAAGCCAUAUUUUUUGAAAAUUUUUGAUGAUUGCUAAGAGGUGUACACUUAAAGCCACAAUUUGCAGUAGAAGAUUAGGUAAAAUCUUUCACAUUGUAGUUUUUUGUAUUUUAUUUGUUGUUGUUUUUUUUGUUUUUUUUUUUUUUUGUGGGCACAAUAUUAUACAACUGUAAAACGAAAAAAAAUAUGGUGCUGUCUACUUGAUUUUAAUAGCACCAAACGUAAUGGUGGGUUGUAUGUUAAAAAGUAAUGGAAGUGUGAGACUCUGUGCUCAUCUUGCCAAAAACGGAAACUAGCUUUUAGACCUCUGUAAUAUAUUUGUGUCCACUGUGCGCCUUAUUUAUGUGAUAUCAGGAUUUUUAUUUCUAAGACUGUUUACAGAGGAGCUUCAUUUUCUAUUUUUUGCUUGGAACAUCUUGGGAUAAUAAAUUACACGUCAUAUUUAAAAUUAGGUUUUGACUUAUAACAACAUUCAAUACUUUUUGUCCAACAACUAAUGAAAGACGAUAUAGUACAUUGUUCCUUCAAGAUGUAGCCAUGUUAUUUCUAGAUCUUGGUGUCUUUUUGACAUUUUUAUUAGAAGAUAUGUUAAUUAUUGAUCAUAUGCAACCUUUUAUGAAUCGUAUAAAAAGAAAAAAAAAAUACUUGUCAUUCUAUUUAGUUCUGCUUAUUGUCACCGUCUGGCAAUAAAGCGGUUUACUUAAUUUGCAUGUUCUCUAUAUCCUGUCCCAUUAUUCUUUAUAGCAAUUGGAAUUCUAGGCAAACAGUAUAAGAAUUGUAAGUUAGUUCAUUUUAGGUAUUAUGAUGAACUCAUUUUUUUGAAAUUUUGCUACAUCUUUGAAUAUUUAAAAGGAACAUCACGGAAAACAAUCUGAUUUAAAACCGUAAUAGACGUGAUGAAUAAAAUCGUGGUAUUCAUAGUACCAGGCAAUAAAAGAAUAAUUGCUUGUAUGUACUUUGGGGACCAGUACUGGGUUGUGAUAAUGACCCCCUAAUGUUUAUUGACUAGACUUUCAUUAAUUCUCAACCAUCCCAGGCUAUUUGGGGGAUCAUUUGUAUGUCAACAGCUGAGAGUUACUCAAACAGUUACCCAAAUCUGUCACCACUUCAAAAGGGUUUAAAGUCAAGUCAGAUUUCUGAAAUAAAGGACUUUGAUGGAAAAAUGCUAUGGCAUUGAUUUUUCAUUUUCUUGGCAAUGCUUGCCAUUUAACUUUGAGUUUUUGACUCUUUUCAGUGAGCACAAUGAAGUACUUUUGUGUAUAUUGGUAACUUAGGUUAUAAGUUGUCUCAUAUUUGUCCUCAUGCAUAGUGUGACCAAAAGUUGCAUAACGACCCAGAAGUUCCUCUAGUGGCUGUCUGGUAGACAGCCACUAGAGGUGGAGUUAACCCUCAAAGGUAAAUCUUGCAGUUUAUUUAAAACUACAAUAAUUACCUUUGCAGAUUUAAGGGACCAGGGCCUAUGCACCCAGGACCUCAUCAAUGAGCUGAAGUGGUCUUGGUGCCUAUAGUGUCCCUUUAAUAAGAAUAUAGGAUGUAUAUAGAACAGGGGUGCUCAAAAGGUAGAUUCACAGAUGUUUAUAACUUAAGCUCCCAACAUUCUUUGUCGUUCUAAAGACAAGCACAGCAUCCAAGGUUAUUUAGUUCUACAAUACCUUGGUUCUACCUUUUGGGCAAUUUUGGCAUAGAAGAACAAUGAAACCAAAUUGUUCUGGUGAAUGUGUAGUAAAGUUGUCUACUGGUGGUAUAAGUCUAUGGUUUGGCAGAUGGCUUGACGACAACUAAGCCUCGAGUCAGCCUGAACUCUGCUCCCUAUUCCCUUUCACCUGGUGGGGAGAUAUCAGAAACCUCUAUGGCUGUUCCAGGGACUGGAUAUCAGUUUAAUCCAUCACUCCUGUAGCCUAACCAUGUGUAGGAGCAGGGAUGAGGAAACACAAGCCUUAUUACAAAUGAAGCCUCUGGGCAUUGCAGAUGUGUUGUGAGGGCUAACUGUAGCAUUUGUAGACCCAAGGUUAACCAUAAGUACAUUUAGGUUGUUCUCAGAGAAACUUGUCGUGUUUCAUAUUAAAUGUAAAAAAUGUAAACAUUUGCUCUUUUGGUAACUGAAUAAAUGUGAGACUGUUGCAUUCACUA
Pelobates fuscus (common spadefoot toad) is the source of this 5574-nucleotide messenger RNA. RefSeq names its product S1 RNA binding domain 1 (gene SRBD1). Gene Ontology annotation, biological process: translation; nucleobase-containing compound metabolic process. NCBI's taxonomy places the organism in Eukaryota, Metazoa, Chordata, Amphibia, Anura, Pelobatidae. The transcript is spliced from 22 exons. Gene Ontology annotation, molecular function: mRNA binding; structural constituent of ribosome. The record is from RefSeq and is a predicted model, not a curated record. The coding region runs from base 42 to 3107 and encodes 1021 amino acids.